Messenger RNA from Papilio machaon (common yellow swallowtail), 1869 nucleotides. RefSeq names its product BTB/POZ domain-containing protein 10 (gene mri). The transcript is spliced from 4 exons. Lineage: Eukaryota; Metazoa; Arthropoda; Insecta; Lepidoptera; Papilionidae. The record is from RefSeq and is a predicted model, not a curated record. Gene Ontology annotation, molecular function: protein binding. The coding region runs from base 170 to 1312 and encodes 380 amino acids. Gene Ontology annotation, biological process: positive regulation of phosphorylation. Gene Ontology annotation, cellular component: cytoplasm.
UUGUCAACUGGCAAUAUUAUUCAACUGUCUACGAAGCGCUUGCUGACGUCCUUUCUCUCGAACAAAAACAAAAGGUUUUUCCACGACGAAAUCGUCUCGCAUAUUCCGUGCGCGGAGAAACAGCAGUGUGGAUCGUGAUGUGAGGGCUUGCGGCGACGAGCGCGCGCCUAUGUCUGAUUCACAGGCAAACGGCCCCGAGGCCAACGGCAUGUUAGAACAACGACGUCCGUUUUUCUAUCCUGACAGUAGCAGCGACACAGAAGAGUAUCGCAGGGACACGGAGGAGCGUCGCAAGCGUCUAUCGAAGCGGAACGGCCCGUGUAUCCGCGGCAGAAUGCCUCCCAAGAACCAGAGCCCUAGCGUACCCACGCCGUCUACUUCCACCCAGGAGCCUCCUCGCAACGGCCAGAAAAAUCAGCUGGUGGAUGACCGGAUCACUCUGGUGGUGGACAACACAAGAUUUGUCGUCGACCCCGCUCAGUUUACAGCACAUCCUAACACCAUGCUUGGAAGAAUGUUUAGUUCUGGUAUUGAAUUCACUCAUCCAAAUGAGCGAGGGGAAUAUGAAGUGGCAGAAGGCAUAUCAGCGACGGUAUUCCGAGCUAUCCUGGAGUACUACCGUGGUGGGACAAUCCGCUGCCCUCCCACUGUCUCUGUGCAGGAGUUAAGAGAGGCCUGUGACUACCUGCUGGUUCCCUUUGAUGCAAACACUGUGAGAUGUCAGAAUCUCCGCGGACUGCUGCACGAGCUGUCAAACGAGGGCGCGCGUCGUCAGUUCGAGUCGUUCCUGGAGCGGCUGAUCCUGCCGCUGAUGGUGGAGUCUGCGCAGCGCGGCGACCGCGAGUGCCACGUGGUGGUGCUGCUGGACGACGACGCCGUCGACUGGGACGAGCAGUACCCGCCUCAGAUGGGCGACGAGUACAGUCAGACCGUGCUCUCCACGCCGUUAUACCGCUUCUUCAAAUACAUCGAGAACAGAGAUGUGGCAAAGCAAGUGAUGAAGGAGCGCGGGCUGAAGAAGAUCCGCCUGGGAGUGGAGGGCUACCCCACGUACAAGGAGAAGGUGCGCAAGAGGCCCGGCGGCCGCGCGGAAGUCAUCUACAACUACGUGCAGCGCCCCUUCAUACAUAUGUCCUGGGAGAAGGAGGAAGCAAAAUCCAGGCACGUCGACUUCCAGUGCUUCAAGUCCAAGUCCGUCACCAACCUGGCGGAGGCUACCGCGGACCCGGUGAUAGAGCUGGAGCCCCUGAGGGCCCGCGAGGAGGAGGUGCCGGAGCAGGCGCCCGACGCGGCCGAGGACGAGGCCCAGUGACCGCUGGUCCGCUCCUCGCGAGCGCUCCUGAGGAUCCUGAUGGCCAUGUUUUGUUGGUACGCAGUUUAAAUUACAAUUUUGUAGCGUGGUCCGAUUCGGUUGAUUUUGUUGAUCAAAGGUGUUUUGAUAGUCGUCAAAUUGGGAGAUAACAUCUCAGUGUUUGUGAUAAAUCAGAAUUGGUAUCUGUCAUUAGACGGCCCUGUAUAUUUGUGGUCUUGUAUGCGCUGUUGUUAUAAGAUAUUGUGAAGGGACUUUCUCUAUAUGAAAAUGUUUCUGUAUACGCCAUUUGCUUUUAUAUAUUUGCACUUGGCUAAGUAAAUGUGAGUGAGUGAAAAAUAUAUGCAAUUUUAUAAAUUUUAUAAAGAAAUAUUACAAAAAUUUACUCGUAUCCAAGCAUUUUUAUGCACCAUUAGUGAAACAAAUAUUUAAUACGGCUUUUGUCGUAAAUUCUAAAAUUAUGGUAACUAUUUUAUAAAGGUAAAAGGUGUAAAGCUUCGUAGCUUUGUUACUGUUGCCCUUGGGAUGUCUUUUAUCUUUUUUUUUGCUGCCAAUUUUGA